ACAAACACAUAUAUAAGUUAGGAUCUAUUACAACCUUUUUUUUAGAGCGAAUGGCGAGAGCGAGAGAGAGUGCUGGUUUUCGAGCGUGGUUUUCGAUAGCCAGGGACAGUGGCAAGGGCUUCGGGCGGCAGCUUCCAGGUUAUGGCAGGCAAUUUAUGGGGCAGGUAACUACAUAUUUUUUCUAUGAUUUGCCGGAAAAUCGCACUGCAAAGGAUUUGUGGUAUAGUUUUUGGUCAUAUAGAAAAGUAGUAGAUGUGUAUAUUCCGGCCAGAAGGGACAAGAGAGGCCGUAGGUUUGCUUUUGUUCGUAUGUGCGAGAUUUCUAAUGUAUUCGACAUGGAGAGAAAGUUGAACCAUAUAUGCAUUGAUUCUUAUCGUCUCAAGGUCAAGUUGGCAGACAACGUGAAAAGAGGGAAAGAGGUGCAAUUGGGGGGAAAGAACAAACAGCAGGAGAAACAAUGGUUUAGAGUAGAUAGAAAGGUUAGUCCUGGGGUCAUUUAUGCUCAGAAGGGAUCAAUGGCAAUUGAGAUUGUGCGGGAUAAGGAGGAUGUCCUGUUGUUAGACGCAGAUGUGGUGCCAGUGAACAUAGCUGAUAGGGUGGUUGAGCCAUCGACAGAAAAGGAUACUGAAGUGGUGAGGUUGCACUCCAGUCCUCAUUUGGUUUUACAGUUUUCUCCUACAGAGGAGGAGGUUGCUUGGUUGAAAAAAAGCAUGGUUGCCGUGGUUCGAUUGUUAGAUAUGGUAAUGACAAUCCAGAAUAGGUUUGAUGUUAAUGGAUUAAUGGUGAAUGUGGUUUUGUUAGGAGGUAAACAAGUUUUAUUAGUGGAUAAAACAGAGGGAUGUCUUGAGGAGUUUUUCAAGUGUAAUAGUGAUUUGGUAGAGUCAUGGUUCGAAUGGAUACACACAACUUCUCUAUCGACUAUGCCUUCAAGAAGUAGAAUGGUAUGGCUUAGAUUUGCUGGCGUUCCAUUGAAAGCAUGCAAUGAGAGAUGUUUCACAGGGUUAGGAGCUUUAUUGGGAGAGGUGAUACUCGUUGAUGAAGACACGAAGAGCAAAUCAUUUUUAAGUGAAGGAAGAAUGGAGGAUGGAUCCGGACUGGUGGUUGGUCAGGGAACGAUGAAAUCCGGCAAGCUCGGAAUCAGAAAUCGUCUGAUUCGAAGGGAAUUAGAGCUGGAGGAAGUGAGAAGGUUGUUUGAAUUGGGGAAAAGAUUGAGUAUUGAAUGUCAAAAUAAUCAGGAUGAAGUGAUGUCCAGGCUCGUAUCGUUAGAGGAAAGGGAUACAGCCGGUUUCGAGAAGGCCUGAAGCUGGGGGCGGUGUUUAUGCUGAUGAGUGUGGGUAUGUAUUUUCUAUUAUGAAGUUGAUUUCUUUUAAUGUUAGGGGUCUAGGUAAUUUGUUAAAAAGGAAGGAGGUUCUUCGGUUGGUUGGGAAGGAGAAUCCUGAUUUUUUGUUUCUUCAAGAAACGAAAUUGGAAGAGGUUGAGGCUUCGAUGUGUAAAACCUUAUGGAAUUCAGAAGAUUUUGAUUGGGUAAUGCAGAAAUCAGUGGCUAGUUCAGGAGGCUUGUUGUGCAUAUGGAAUAAGAACAGUUUUGCUAGAUAGGGUGUGAUAGAGGGUAGUGGUUUCAUUGGGAUAUCUGGUGAAUGAGGUCAUGAGAAGCUAAAGUGCAACUUUGUCAAUGUGUAUGCUCCCUGUGAUAGACAG
Rubroshorea leprosula is the source of this 1698-nucleotide messenger RNA. The record is from the annotation of a GenBank genome assembly. NCBI's taxonomy places the organism in Eukaryota, Viridiplantae, Streptophyta, Magnoliopsida, Malvales, Dipterocarpaceae.